This is a messenger RNA of Rotaria sordida, 1250 nucleotides long. The record is from the annotation of a GenBank genome assembly. NCBI's taxonomy places the organism in Eukaryota, Metazoa, Rotifera, Eurotatoria, Philodinida, Philodinidae.
AUGGCUAAUAUCAAACAUAUAAAUGAUUUUCUUUGGUUUAAUAUUUUUCAAAAUCGAAUCGUUUCAGGAUUGCGUACAAACUAUUAUAUUGAUACUGUACCCGGAUCCGCAGUUAGUAUUUUCCUCAUGUCUGGAUAUACAAAUGAGAAUAAAACAUGUACUUGUACACUAAGUGACAAUUGUGUACAUCAAGCUGGUAUUUACAAUCUGACAGGACGUGUAGGCCUACAAAUACCACUUUUAUUUGGUAGUUUAGCUAAUGAUGCACCAUUAUUAUUAACGAUACCUGGUAUUAUGGUUGGAUGUUUACCAUAUAAUUCUAUAUUAGCAUCAAAAUUAGAAUGUUUCUAUAAUCAAUCAUGUAUUGAUCAAAUUCAAAUAUUUAUGAAAGGUUUUUCAUUAGUUAAACCACUUUCAUCAUCUCAUUUCGAAAAAAAUACAACAGUAAAUGAUUUAUUUCAUCAAUUAUUUAUUGAAUCAUGGAAUCCAAUGAUUAAUUUUACUGGUUAUUUUCAUAUAUGUUCUCCAAAUUCAUGUACAUAUUCGUAUAAUCGACGAUUCAAUUUAUUUUAUAUCAUUGUUACUAUCAUAAGUCUUUUUGGUGGUCUUAAGACGAUUUUGUAUUUUUCUACACCGGUAUUAGUGAUAUUCAUACGAAGAAUUCAAAAUUGUAAAAAUGUUCAAAAUACAAAUGAUGAACAUUCAACAAUGAAUCAAACAAAUGAGAGAAAUCAAAAUUUCAAGCAAUGGUUUAGUUUUCAUAUCAGUAAAAUUUAUCAGAAAUAUCUUACAUUAAAUAUGUUUCCAUUGUUAUCUGACAUCAUUGAUGGAAUUUAUUCAACACGUAUUUUUAUUUUAUCACUCAUUAUUGGAGUACUCGUAUUAGUUUUCUAUUCAUCACUUACAGUUUAUAUUCGAAUCAAUAGUGUUUAUCAACCGUCAAUGAAUGAAUAUGAACAAUUAUACAAGCAAUAUUCUUCAACACUUACAUGUCCAUGUACUCGUCUAUCUGUAUCUUAUUCAUCAAUCAUAUAUAUGAAACCUUAUUAUCAUCAAGUAUGUUCAAGUGAUUUCGUUAAAGAUGAUAAGUGGUUACUUUAUUCUCUUGGAAUAGAUGGUUUUAUCAAUAGUCGAGAUUUUCGUAUUAGAACUUCUACAACAUUCUCUAUGCUUCAAAAAUUAUGUAUCUUGUCAAUGGAAGCAGUAACGAAUGAACUUGCUGUUUUUAAUAGUUUACAAUUUGUUAAUAG